Messenger RNA from Esox lucius (northern pike), 8492 nucleotides. It is a transcript of the gene mxra5a, whose product is annotated as matrix-remodelling associated 5a. The coding region runs from base 391 to 8205 and encodes 2604 amino acids. Lineage: Eukaryota; Metazoa; Chordata; Actinopteri; Esociformes; Esocidae. Gene Ontology annotation, molecular function: protein binding. The record is from RefSeq and is a predicted model, not a curated record. The transcript is spliced from 11 exons. Gene Ontology annotation, cellular component: extracellular region.
UCCUUGGGUCCUUCCUCUCCUCAAGACUGACCCGACGUUGGAAAAGGUUUGCCACUCACUCCUGCUGUCGGUGGAAGUCUCAUCCUGCACUGUAAAGUUUUUGUCAACUGUUGUGUCUCCACAGGGAAUACGUGAAACAACACGGACUGCGUGGCAUUGUCUAAGGAUUUGUCGUAUAUUGAAAUUCUGUGCAAUAUUCUUAUUCUUUGGAGUUUUUCAUUUAUUGGAUUGUGUCUAACUGGGGUUUGCGCGCGGCUUGAGGAGUGGCAUCGAGGAGACGCGAAAGCCAUGAUAAAAUGGGAUAUAGUGAAUGGGUGCCACUAAAACUUUUUACAAAUUCAAAGCUCCAGUAAUAGGAACACUUUGUUGUGGAUUGAUGCACAGCUGAAGAUGGACGGCUCCGCGGUGUUAAUAUUGAUAAUGACAGUGCUGAUGGGGCGGGUCUCGACUCUUCCCUGCCCGCGCCCCUGUUCGUGCCCCCUGGCUACAGAAGUGCACUGCACUUUCCGUUCCCUCCUCGACGUGCCUGCUGGUAUCCCUAGACAAGUGGAACGCAUGAAUUUAGGGUUUAACACCAUUAGCCGUGUUACUCAGUCCUCUCUGACUGGGUUGAGGAACCUAGAGCUUCUGAUGAUGCACGGGAAUGAUAUCCACAAUAUUCCCAACGGGGCAUUCAGGGAUCUCAAGUCCUUACAGAUGCUCAAGAUGAGCUACAAUAAAUUGAAAGAGAUCAACAGAAACACUCUCCAGGGCCUGUGGUCCCUGGCCAGACUACACUUGGACCACAACCAUCUGGAAUCUAUCCAUCCAGACGCCUUCCAGGGCCUGACCGCUCUGCGACUCAUACAGCUGGAGGGGAACAGACUCCAGCAACUGCAUCCUUCCACCUUCUCCACCUUCUCCGUGAUGGGUCACUUCCACGUCUCCACCCUCAGGCAUCUGUAUCUGUCUGACAACGGGCUGACAUCUCUGCCCCAGAGGCUGCUGGGAGGAAUGCCCCAGCUGGAGAACCUUUUCCUGCAAGGAAACCCCUGGACCUGUGACUGCAGGAUGAAGUGGUUCCCCGACUGGGACCAAAACUCGCCAGGCGUGCUAAAAUGUAAAAAGGACAGGGCCUAUCCUGGAGGUCAGCUCUGCCCAAUGUGUUCCUACCCAAACAACUUGAAAACUAAAGAAGUCCUAACAGUGGGAAGCCUGGUCUGCUCCAGCCCUCUCAUCUCCUCCCCCAGCCGACCCACGACCCCAGAUGAUACAGAGACCGAGGUCAUGACCCCGGAGGAGUUUAAAGGGCCGUUUGGCAACAUUACUCUAGGCCUGACUGACGAGCAUGGGAAUAAAGUGGAUCUGCGUUGUGGUGUCGGAGAGCCCAGGGUGGGGUCAUCUGGGGUCGCCUGGGAGCAGGUGAACCCCCUGCAGCUAUCCUCUAAGCUUAACAUCUCUGUGGACCUGGACUGUCCCGUUGCCAGGGACAACUAUGAGAAACUCUGGAGGCUCAUCGCCUACUACAGCGACACGCCCGCCCACCUGAAGAGGGAGGUCAUGCUCACCAAAGAGCCUGUUCCCAGUUACAGGUACAGGCAAGACCUGGAGAGAGAUGCGCAGUACUAUACCGGGGUCAAGGCUAGCAUGCUAGCUCAACCCUCAUGGCUGAUGCAAACGUCUGUGGACCUGCGGCUCAACAGACCCCAGUCCACCGGAAAGACUGUCAGGUUAAUCCUCGGCACCCACCUCACUCAGACCAUGGAGUCCGAGCAGGAGCGCAGGCGGCGCCGCGCAUGGGUCAUGAUACGGGACGUAAACACCACCAGGACGGCACUGAGCACUGUAGCCGGCAGCCCCGCUGUUAUGGACUGCCACGUGUCGAGCUCCGGAGACCCGGCGAUUCGCUGGAUGCUUCCAGACGGGACCCGACUGGAGGCACCGCACAGCAGCCCGGACAAGAGGGUGACGGUGUCGAGCACCGGUAGGUUGGAUAUAAAUCCGACGGGACAUUCAGACUCUGGGUUAUAUUACUGCAUUGCCCAGGUCUCUGACGACAUCAGUGUCCUUCCUGUCCGUCUGACAGUUGAGGAGUCCUCCGGUCCGCUCCCUCUACAAGGGCUUGAUAUGGCGUCUGUGCCCAUAGAGGGGUUCACCGGUGACCCUCUGUCCCUAAACUGUGGGGUGACUGGUUCUCCCGAUCCUGAGAUAAACUGGAUCCUUCCUGACGGCCACAUAAUUAGUCACACAGCUAAUUCUUCCAGAGCUCUGGUGUACUCCAACGGAACUCUGAGAGUUCUAGAGAGUCGCCUGACCGACAGUGGCUAUUAUAAGUGUGUGGCAAUGAACCAACACGGGGUUGAUUCCCUGGUUACUAAGGUGACUCUGACAAGGCAACCAGUGGGAGCAAUACAUCCACCCAGGAGAAUGAGGCCCCAGUCUGCCUCAGGAGUCAACACCAGGAUCAAAGCCCCAGUGGAGGACGCAGAGGAAGCGUCAGGGAACGAGGGGAACGCACGGGAGGUGGUUUCUUCCCAGUCCACAUCGUCCUCGAGCCGCGCGGAACUAAUCAAUCGACGGAGGGUUCAAAGUUCACCCAGGCGUGGCGGUCAUCCCUUUAGAAACACGUGGAGACGACCCGUUCUGGCAAGGAAACCGUCCUCAGCGAAUGACGAAGGCAAGAAAGACAUAGUGGAGACGAGAAGAAGGAUUCACAUGGCGAACAAAAACAUAGACCCGGAGAAGUGGGCGCACAUUUUGGCCAAGAUCCGUGAUAGAAACGGACAGGGUAACACCAGUGUGGCGCCCAGCUCCCCGCCACUCACCACCAGUGAGGAGCGGGAGCCGACGGUAACACCCACCGCUAAACAAACAGAGUCUCUGGACAACUCAGAGGGAUCCACGGACGACCUACAGGACCGAUACGUUCCCUCCACGCCGCACACCCCCGUUGGCCACGCAGACACCGGCACGGACGCACAAGUCACGCGGUCGCUCCCUGAGUCAGUCACAUCUGCUCCCCGGCAAAUUGGCAGCACCGUCUCACACACACAGACGGAAGGCAGGGCCGCGGUCACAGAAACACUCUCACACACGCCAGGCCAGAUGCAUGUCAGCGCCGGGGCCGGUUCUUCGCGCGACGACGACGACAACAACAACAACGACGACGACAACAACUUCUCGCGCGGGGGGGAUCAGAGCACACCCGCCACGGAAGGCGCUAACGAACCCAACGUCGUUAACGCCUUUAAUGAGGGUGAAGCGUAUGCAGACACCGGUGAACUUGACCCUUCGUUAACCACCGCCACCGUUCGAGAGGACUCUGACGUGGAAACAGGGAGAGUCGGAUACGAUCACUCACUCACCGAGACUGAGACCACAACAAUAGAACCGGUCACACGCACUAAGCUGAGGCAAACUGUUUCAACGCCUGAAGUUGCCCGUCUUCCACACGUCACAGUCUCUCCCGGACCUGAGCUCACUUCAGCUGUGAACCUGAGGAUGGAGACACCAGGUGAGGUUGCUGUUCGACUCAGAAACCAGAACUCCAGGAGGAGGAAUGGGGGUGGGGGCCGAAGGAGAAGGCCCGGUUCUGUCAGAAAGAAGCCUAGGCCAAAUAAUUCAUUGAGAAAUCAUUAUAAAACUCCAGCCGCACCUAGGGUAACCCUCCCGACAGCUACCGAGGCAACUACUGCCACGUGGACUAAAAUAGAAACAACCGAAAAGGCUAAAGGCACGACGGCCAAGUUUACUACUGCCGCUCCACCGUCGCCCAGCCAAGAAACGUCAUCAGGCAGAGUGAGUCACCCAGAGAACACAGGACUCUCUUUAUACGAAGACAGGGUUAGCCCUUUGGUGAGACCCGCCACUCACUCAGAGACAAAGGACACCCUUUCAGAGCGUGCCAAGCUGCUGUUCGAAAGCACAACAGCUCCACGGGCGUCUCUCAUAACCUCUGUAACAGAACCGUAUAAACAAACAUCCCAGAUCAGCCACCGCACAACAGCCCCAGAAGGAGCCUCUGAGACUCCCACGACUCAGAGCCAAGCCCCAGAACGCCCGGAUGUGCCCACAACAGCAAGUCAGGGGAAAUUUACAAGCAUCCCCCUUCCUGCUUUUAAACCAUCAGAGAUAUCACGAAGGGGAGGCAGCGUUACUGUAGACCUCAGCACUACUCCAAGACCUGACAAGUCCUCUGAGAAUUUCCACACUCAACCGGAAUUGCUACCAGAUGGGGAGCUCAACAUGCCAGACCAUCGAUAUACAACAGAUACUACAUCUAAAGAGAUUAUAAAGGUGCCGAUCAAAGAGAUUGACAGUGUGACUCCAUCUAUCCAGCGUGAAAUAACCAGAGGACCUGUCUAUGAUAACACUGCUUCAACAAAAGAGUCCAUUCAUAAGUCAAUGGGACAUGAGAACGUUGGGGUUAACACACCUGUGGGGCCUGUGACAUCUGAAAGCUCUUAUCACGGAUCUGGUUCUGCUAAAACAGUCACUGGUGUGCCCAGAAUUAUUUUUGACGAGCCUCAUAAUUUCAGGGAAAUCACAUCCACAGCAGCCACUGCGGAAACACUGGCAUCAGCCCCGAAUAGCGAAAUGGGUAGGGUUUCUGUGGAUGCUUCUACAACAAAGGACGCCACUCCGACUGUGACACCUGUCACCACCACGUCAGUUAAAACAUCUGGUGUUUUCCCGUCCUGGGUGAGGCCUCUGGUCCCUGUACCAAACACACCAUUCUCUGGAGUCAGGACCCAACCUCCAUCCGGAACACUGGAGGCUGCCUCUAGCUCCAAUCACAUCCCGGACAGUCACAUAGAGAGAGUCGUCAUCUCUCAAACCGACCAGAGGAACGACCCUUUCUCUCCAAACAACAGAGGAGACUCCAUCCAAAUCGCCAGAUCAGACCCUAAUGAAGCUCCACCAUCUGACACCCAAACCACUAACAGACCCGAGACAAUUGACAUCAAGCCCGAUCCCGUCACUGGUGCCAAACCAACCACGACAAAACCCAGAACCACCCACAAAACAGCCCCAAACUCCCAGACGGUCGAACAGAAGACCACUACAACUGCUUCCACCACCACAAAGAGCAUGACUCAGACCUCUUCUGUCUCUACAUUAAGGCCUCAGAGUCCACCCAGAGUGGGCCAGAUUUCAGAGACCCUCAACCAGAGCCGGGGGGUGUCCGGAUGGGGGGAGAGACCACCGGUACAAGUGCCUGCUGUGAGAGGGAGGCCCAGGGUCAGUAAUGCGGGUCUGCAGACAGUGACUGUUAACGCAGAGACGGAUGCACAGCUUCCCUGUGUGGCUGUAGGGGAACCCAAGCCCUUCCUCUCCUGGACCAGAGUCUCCACCGGAGCAACAAUAGCGCAGGACACACGGGUCCAGAGAUUCGAGGUCCAUCCCAAUGGUACGCUUGUCAUCCGUAACACACAGCCUCAGGACAGAGGCCAGUACAUGUGCACGGUCCAGAACCAGUACGGAGUGGACAAGACGGUGAUCACCUUGCUGGUCCUGGCCCGGCAUCCACGGGUUCUCCAGCCGCGCUUCCGCGACGCCACGGUGUACCACGGGGACACCAUUGACCUGGAGUGCAAUGUCCAGGGUCACCCCGUGCCCCGGGUCACCUGGGUGCUGCCUGACAGGGUCCACCUCUCUGCCCCAACAGCCCAGGCCGGCGGCUCACAACCUGGCCCUCAGGUCGGCACGAAGCGCGUGGCCCUCUUCGGUAACGGCACCCUCCGUGUCACCCUGGCCAGCUACACUGACAAGGGGAUCUACAAGUGUAUCGGGAGCAGUUCGGCCGGGGCCGACUCCGUGUCCGUCCGCCUCCAUGUAGCCGCCCUUCCCCCGGUGAUCCAGCAACCUCGCUACGAAAACGCGUCUCACCCGGAGGCAAGCACCAUCUACAUCCACUGCACCGCCCAAGGAGCCCCUCCGCCCGUCAUCCGCUGGACCACGCCCGACGGCGCCCAGCUCCUGGCCUCGCAGUUCGUCACGGGCCGCAACCUCUUUGUGUUCCCCAACGGAACGCUUUGCGUCCGCGGGCUCGGCCGGGGCAACGCCGGGAGGUAUGAGUGCGUGGCCAGUAACGCGGCGGGGGUCUCCAGGAGGAGCGUCAUCCUGACGGUGCUGACGCGGCCGUCGUCCGCCAAGGCCAGGAUUACCACCUCCUCUCCCCAGACGACUGGUGUGGUCUACGGUGGGCUGCUGAGGCUCGACUGCAUGGCCACGGGGGAACCGGAGCCCAGGAUCGUCUGGAGGACCCCCACUAAGAAACUAGUGGAUUCCCAAUACAGCUUUGACCCCAGGAUCAAGGUGUUCACCAACGGCUCCCUGGCCAUCCAGGCCAUGACAGAGAAGGACGAAGGUGACUACCUGUGUGUGGCGCGCAAUAAGAUGGGGGACGAUUAUGUUCUCCUGACGGUUGAGGUGGUGACAAAGCCUGCCAAGAUUGAGCAGAAACAGCUGCUGGCCAGUCAGAAGGUGACUUAUGGAGGAGCCCUGAAGGUGGACUGUGUGGCAUCUGGCCUCCCGAACCCUGAGAUCCGCUGGGCUCUGCCAGACGGCACUAUGAUCAAUACCCUCAAACAGACGGAUAGAAUUAGGGCCAGCGGAGGCCGCUCCCGCAGGUAUGUGGUUUUUGACAACGGGACUCUGUAUGCCAACGACGUGGGGCUGCGAGAAGAGGGAGACUACACCUGCUACGCUGAGAACCAGAUCGGGAAGGACGAGAUGAAGGUCCACGUGAAGGUGGUGGCCGACCCCCCCACCAUCCGAGACAAAAGCCCAAUCCCUGAGGUCAUCAGAGUCCUCUAUGGUCAGACCGCGUCUCUGAAGUGCAGUGCCAAGGGAGAGCCGACCCCAGUCAUUAAGUGGCUCACACCCACCAAGCGGGCCAUCGCCUCGUCCUCCGAUAAGUACCAGGUCCACAACGACGGCACCCUGGUCAUCCAGAAGGUCCAGCGUUUUGACGCCGGCAACUACACCUGCGUAGCGAGAAACAGCGCCGGCCAGGACACCCGAGUCAGCAGGGUGGACGUCCUGGUCACGCCCCCGGCCAUCAACGGACUGCGAGGUAUGGUCAACUCCAUCCGAGUGACGGCUGUGAGGGACCAGCGUGUCCUGCUGGCCUGCGAGGCCGCGGGGACCCCCGUCCCCCGGGUCAUGUGGGUGUUACCGGAGAACGUGGUCCUGCCGUCGCCUUACUACGGCAGCAGGAUGACGGUGCACCGGAACGGCACGCUGGACAUCCGAUCGGCGAAGCCAACGGACUCGGCCCAGCUGGCCUGUGUGGCGCGCAAUGAGGGUGGGGAGGCCAGGCUGGUGGUCCACCUGGAGGUGGGGGAGAAGGUGGAGAAGCCGCAGCUCCGAGGACCCAGAACAGAGAGGCUCUCCCUGGUGUUGGGCAACACCAUGAUCCUGAACUGCACCUCUGAAGGAGGCCUGACACCCCCCACGCUCACCUGGAUCCUCCCCGAUGGUUCCCCGCUCACAAGCGGUUCCAAGUUCUCCAAGUUCUUCCACCGACCGGACGGCGCCCUGGUCAUCUCCAACCCCUCGGUCUCCGAAAGUGGCCUGUACCGCUGCCUGGGAAGGAACCUGGCCGGGUUAGUGGAGCGUACCAUUACUCUGGCCCCAGGGGGGAAACCACAAAUCAAUAACCGCUACAACUCCCCUGUCAGCAUUAUGAACGGGGCGAACCUCCACCUUCACUGUCUCUCCACAGGGGACCCACUCCGACUGUCCUGGACUCUGCCCAGCGGGGUGGUACUGGGGCGGCCGCAAAGAGCCGGCCGCUACUCCGUCCUGGCCAACGGCACGCUCUCCGUCCAGCAGGCGUCCGUCUAUGACCGCGGCACCUAUGUCUGCCGGGCGGCCAACGAGUACGGCAGCGCCCUGCUCUCCGUGCCCGUCAUUGUCGUGGCGUACCCGCCCCGUAUUAUCAGUGGCCCGCCGCCCGCCAUGUACGCCCGUGGCGGCGUGGCUGUGCAGCUGAACUGCGUCGCGACGGGUGUCCCCCGAGCCGAGAUGGCCUGGGAGACGCCAGACAAAACCCGGCUGGCGGUCAGUGCCCAGCCUCGCCUCUUUGGCAACAAAUACCUCCAUCCACAAGGCUCUCUCAUCAUCCAGAACCCCACGCAGAGAGACCAGGGCCUCUACAGAUGCACCGCCAGGAACGUGAUAGGGGUUGAUACUAAAAGCACCUAUCUACAUGUGUUCUGAUCAGCGGUAGGCCAGUUAGGAUGUCUAGCCCAGAAACUGCCAGAAGGAGCUGAGCACAGCCAAAUGCUUUUCAUCUAUCCCCUUUGAGCUGAAGGGACUUUUAAUCACUGUCACUGCAAGUAAAUAUACACGUUUCUAAUCACUGGCGGAACAACACUGCUACUGUGUUCUAUUGGCUGUGGCCGUGCCGCGUUGUCUCUCGAACACGUUCCAGUCCGCGUCGCCCAAAACACACCAUGCCAAAGACAUUUUCCGCUCAUCAAAAAAAAAAAAAAAAAAACGCUUCG